This is a messenger RNA of Cladophialophora immunda, 1775 nucleotides long. RefSeq lists its product as uncharacterized. The record is from RefSeq and is a predicted model, not a curated record. Gene Ontology annotation, cellular component: membrane. The transcript has a single exon. Bases 74 to 1585 code for a protein of 503 amino acids. Lineage: Eukaryota; Fungi; Ascomycota; Eurotiomycetes; Chaetothyriales; Herpotrichiellaceae.
GCAAACCGAGACACACACUCGCUAAGGCAUCUCUGGCCUAUGCGACCAACACCGCUUCAAAAGGAAGUAAGCAAUGGCCCAGGUCAAGACCCUCCGGAACAUAUAUGGGAGGGGCCACGAGAACCGCAUCUCCCCCAAGGACACGGCCAUCAAGGGCCCUAAUAUCAUCGCGAUCAAAGCAAUCAUCAAAGGGCUCAUCCUCGUCCAGCUGACCUUUUUUCUCCUCUUCUGCUACAUCUUUGGCACACUGUAUGUCUCAAACUCGCACGUCCACAAUCUGAGCGUUGUGUUCGUCGACUAUGACCAGGGUCUCGUCGGGCAGUCCGUGUGGACGGCGUACAACCAGCUCAAGGGCGACGACUUCCCGACCCUGGACCUGCGGAGCGCGUCAGAGCAUCCCACGCCGGAGUCGAUCCGGCGCAGCGUCUGCAAGACGGACUUCUGGGCUGGCUUCUACGUCUCGGCCGGCGCAUCCGAGCGCCUCGCUACGGCCUUGGGUGGAGGAGAGGCGGCGCUGAGGUACGACCCGGCAGACGUGAUGGCAUACGUUUGGAACGAGGCGCGGUGGCCCACGACGGUGGAAAGCUAUCUCGCGUCCAACUUGGUCAAGCUCUCAACCGCUGCUCAGGGGGCGUACCACUCCAUCAACGGCACCAGCGCCAUCCGGGCUCUGAAUAUGUCUUCCCCACAGGCGGUUGCGGCGUUGUACAACCCUUGGCAAGUCCAAAGCAUCAACAUCCAGACCACGAACCAGGGGCCACGCACUGUCUACAACACCAUUGUCGUGGUCCUCAUCAUCAUCAAGCAGUUCUUCUUCUUACUGCUCAUCAAUGGCGUCUGCAGCACCUUCAAGCUGUACCUCCGCCUCAAACCGCACCACCUUGUCUUCCGCCGUCUCCUGGGCAGCUCCAUCUCCACGUUUCUCGGCAGCCUGCUACUCACGGGCGCCAUCUGGGCGUUCCGCGCCAACUGGGCCGUCAACGGCAACCAGUUCGUGCUGACGUGGAUGACGUACUGGCUCUACGAGGAGAUCAACUUCUUCUUCAUCGACGCGGCGACGGCGUGGGUCCCGGCCCCGUUCAUGCCGAGCGUGCUGGUCACCUGGGUCAUCAUGAACGUCUCGUCGACCCUGCAGCCGCUCGAGCUCGGCGCGGGCUUCUUCCGGUGGAUGUACGCGCUGCCCGCGCACGAAAUGUACGAGACCCUCGUCGACAUCUGGUCCGGCGGGUGCAACCCCCAGCUGUACCGCGCCCUGCCCAUCCUCUUCUCGUGGUGGAUCGUCUUCACGCCGCUGGCCAUGCUCGGCGUCCUCCGGCGGUGCCACUUCGCGGCCAUUGACUUCGACAAGGAGGAGGCCGCCUUCCAGCAGCGGUUCCAGGAAGCCAAGGACUUUGAGAGGAAGCGCGACCGGCAGCGCGGGGCGGAGGGCGCGGCGGAGAAAGAACCCAUCGACCAAGAGGACGACGUCGAGCUGGCCAAUAUUUUGCGGAAGCAGGAGACCGAAAUGAGGUCGCUGUAUACCUCCGAAAGCCGAUCCAGGUAUGGGCCUGGUAUCGUGGCGCCAGGGGCGGAGCGUAUUACCUAGGUAAAUAGCCAAGGAUGAGUGACCACCAGGCCUGGCGUGGUCCAGUGGACGAGUUCAGUGAUCAGGCUACAUAUGGAAUUGAUUGAAUGGGUAUUCAAUCAGCGAGAAUCCCAAGCUUGACUCUUGAAACUUUUUGACCAGAUGGACUCUACAUCUCGGUCGACGCUCUCAUGAAGUCGCUAUCUUGGCC